Messenger RNA from Phialemonium atrogriseum, 2937 nucleotides. RefSeq names its product SNF2 family N-terminal domain-containing protein. Gene Ontology annotation, biological process: DNA repair. The record is from RefSeq and is a predicted model, not a curated record. NCBI's taxonomy places the organism in Eukaryota, Fungi, Ascomycota, Sordariomycetes, Cephalothecales, Cephalothecaceae. The transcript has 12 exons. Gene Ontology annotation, molecular function: ATP-dependent chromatin remodeler activity; ATP binding. Bases 114 to 2825 code for a protein of 903 amino acids. Gene Ontology annotation, cellular component: nucleus.
UGAAAAGGAACGGCGCGCACCACGGUUUGAGGGGCGAGAUCUCCUCUCGCAUCAGCUUGCACCAUCUUUCCCAGACUAGCUAAUUGUCUCUCUUUACCUGCUUUAAGUGCGUCAUGGCAACUCAACGGCCGCCAAAACGGCAGCGAUUAGUCUCAGGCGCCAGCACCAAGGACUCCGCAGAGCAAGUGGGAUCCGAGGUUUGGCAUCCACAAUUUGGUCGUGUUUCGUGCGAGCAAGGAUUGUCAGUGAACGAGUCUGAAGGCAAUAGGGUAGUCGUCUGCUUCGGCAUGAUACCCGGGAUCAAUUGCGUUGUUGAUGGUGCAAGCAUCUCAAUAGCGACCUUCGAAGAUGCAGUCCCCGUGAUGUUGACCUCGGCAGACAGUUUCUCCGGCGUCUAUAAUGGUAGGUUUAGAGGGAAGGUACAACCCCGUUAUACACAUAUCACUGGUGGUCUCCUUGAUGAGAAAGACCUCGAGCUGCAAGUCGAAUGCAUUCGAAGCGAAGCACUGGCACCCCCCAGCAAUACUGUCAGCAGGAAGUCAACUCAAACUCUCCCUCAGCCGGCCGCUUGUUCCCUGUCAAUUACCUUAUACGGGCCGAUGGAGCUUUUCGAUGAGGUCGGAGAGUUCUUCCAGUCCGAUGGCAUGUUUCUUCAAGACCCCUUGAAUUGCAACAGAGUGCUAAGAUAUUGCAACCCACACCGACUCUCGUCGUUGGAUCCGGACUCUUGCCAGUGGACUUCGGAACUCAAUGCAAACCCGACUUUUAUCGACAUGAAAGACGUUGCAGUGGGACCCGAACUCUUGGAGCUCCUCGACUCGCAAAGUAAUCUUGCCGAAACAACACAGCAUCAAUCAAUAAAGACGGUCCUUAAGAGACAUCAAAGGCAGGCGUUGACCUUCAUGCUUCAGCGCGAGCGAGGCUGGAUGUUCGACGAGACUACGCCGGAUAUAUGGGAUGUUGUUGAAUCCAAUCGCGGACGAUUCUUCAUGAACCGGAUAUCAAAUGCUCACCAAGUCGAGGAACCUGACCAGUUCCACGGGGGUGUCAUUGCGGACCCUAUGGGAUUCGGAAAGACGUUGACCAUGAUAGCCUUGGUGGCGGCAGAUAUGCCAGUCCCGCGAGGUUUGGCUAAUGAAGAGUUUGAAGAUCUAAUGGAUGUAGGUGUUGACUCGGACGACACUGCGAGCCAAACACUUAUCAUCGUUCCUCCACCACUGCUUGAUACCUGGGAAGAACAACUGUCCGAGCACGUCGUCUCCGGAACCCUGACCUGGCGAAGACAUCAUGGAAAAUCUCGUCUGAACGAAAUAUCAGACCUUGACGGGAUCAGCAUUGUCCUGACAACAUAUCAUACUGUUGCUGCGGACUGGAGAAACCACGGAACUUCCGAGUCAUUGCUACUGUUUUCCAUCCGCUGGAAACGCCUGGUGCUCGACGAGGCCCACAUAAUCCGGAACAGCAACUCCCAAAUGGCCCGCGCACUCUGUUCCUUGAACGCCAGGUGUCGAUGGGUGGUUACGGGAACGCCGAUCCAGAACCGACUCAAGGACUUCUCUGCCCUCUUGAAGUUCCUCCAGGCCCACCCGUACAGUGACCAGAAGCAGUUCGACAGAGACAUAUCCAACCUGUGGAAGGCCGGCGACGUGGACGAAGCUACCAAGAGGCUGAAACGCCUGUCCCGUUGCCUACUUCUCCGCCGACCCCAGGGUACAGUCAAGCUGCCCCCAAGAAAGGAUCUCCAGUGCACCAUCACGUUCACUCGUGCCGAGCGCGAGUUGUAUGAUGACAUCCGAUCCCGAGCCAUCCAACAGAUCGACGAGGCCAGGCUCGAAGUUUCCGAUGCUGCAGGCUCGAAUGCCUAUAUCAAUGUGCUGCAGCAAAUCGAGGCGAUGCGCAUGGUGUGCAAUCUCGGCCUUCACUACCACUACCGGCAUGAUGUGUCAACGACUGCACGGAAUUCCUCCACGACAUGGGAGGAUUGGAAUGCAACAGCCCAGCAGAUAUUCAACCUCCACCGAGGCAUGGAACCCAUCCACUGCCAGCUCUGCUCGUUGUCCCUUGACACGAUCGAAAGGCUCCUCGUCCACGAUGACCAGAAUCAGCACCAACCGCGCUUCUCAAGCUGCCUGAGGCUCACAUGUGCUGAUUGUGUCCAGACACGCGCCACGAAUGGUGGCUCUUGCGGCUGUGGGAAAAGUCCGAGCUGCGCCAUUGCUCCGGUCUCAGCCAGUGCGACUGGGCUAGAGGAGGCACCGGUCCCAACACAUCUGCUGGAAAAUUUUCAAAGAUCUGCCUGCAUGAAACUUCCAGCAAAGGUUGUAUCGCUCGUCACAGACUUGAGAGCCCUGCCGUUGGAGGUCAAAUGCGUGGUGUUCUCAACCUGGCGGAUGAGCCUCGAUGUCGUCGAGGCUGGUCUGAACCAAGCAGGUAUAUCGUGUCUUCGCUAUGAUGGUAAAGUCCCUCAGAGAGAAAGACACGGCGUGGUGGAGCGAUUCCGCAAUGAUCCAUCUGUUCGGGUUCUACUUCUAACAUUGUCGUGCGGAGCCGUUGGCUUGACUCUUACUGUGGCAGCUCGUGCUUAUCUACUGGAACCACAUUGGAACCCGACACUUGAGGAACAAGCAUUGGCCCGGAUCCAUCGAAUGGGCCAGGAGAAAGAGGUCACCACUGUCCGCUUCUACGUGCACGACACUAUCGAACAGUCUGUCAUUGAACUGCAAAAACGGAAGAAAACGCUGGCCAGUGUGUUAUCGGCUCCUCAUGAUGGUUCUCAGGUUGAGGAGGACUCGGGCCGAUUAGAGCGAUUACGAGCGCUGCUCUAGCCAGUUACCUCUGUGUUGAAUAUGGUUAUACAAGACCCCAGGCAGUAAUUGAAUUUUCAUGGCCUGUAACGGCCUGUCCGUCUAUUAUCCCAGACUUGCAGACACCGAUGAG